Messenger RNA from Sphenostylis stenocarpa, 504 nucleotides. NCBI's taxonomy places the organism in Eukaryota, Viridiplantae, Streptophyta, Magnoliopsida, Fabales, Fabaceae. The record is from the annotation of a GenBank genome assembly.
AUGGCCUCAGAAAAUGGAGAAAAACUAGACCUUCGUUUGAACAUUGUGUCUGAUACCAAGCAGCAGAAGGAGUGGAUCAGUUUGUCCCUUAGGGUGGUGGCGUUUGUGGCCACAGCAUCUGCUACACUUAUUAUGGCACUCAGCAAACAAACCAAAAGCUUGGUAGUGGCCACCAUUGGCACAACCCCACUAACAAUUGCUCUCACUGCUAAGUUUCUCCACACUCCAGCUUUUAUUGAACAGGGACUUCGUCUUGGUCUCAUUGCAAUAUUAGACGUGAUGGCAGUGGCUCUAGCAGCAAGUGGAGAUGGUGCAGCAAGUUUCAUGGCAGAAGUAGGAAGGAAUGGGAAUUCACAUGCAAGGUGGGAUAAGAUAUGUGACAAAUUCGAAGCAUACUGCAACAGAAGUGGGGUUGCCCUAAUUGCCUCCUUCCUUGGCAUCACUCUCCUCCUCGUUGUUAAUGUCAUCUCCAUCACCAAGCUCUUCAAGCUAAAUCGCAUUUAA